Molecule: messenger RNA, 1321 nt
Organism: Alosa sapidissima (American shad)
Lineage: Eukaryota; Metazoa; Chordata; Actinopteri; Clupeiformes; Clupeidae
Gene: tomm20a
Product: translocase of outer mitochondrial membrane 20
Exons: 5
Coding region: 120-560 (146 amino acids)
Biological process (GO): protein import into mitochondrial matrix; protein targeting; tRNA import into mitochondrion
Cellular component (GO): mitochondrial outer membrane; mitochondrial outer membrane translocase complex
Molecular function (GO): transmembrane protein transporter activity
Source: RefSeq, a predicted model, not a curated record
UUCCUCCUGCGUCCAAUGUCAUGUGGUGUUUUGCAUGGAGGCAGAGGCUUAGCAUUAGCACUUGGCAGCAAAUUCUGUCGGCUGUAGAAUUCUGAUAAGCCUCCAAACUUUGGUUGGAGAUGAUGGGCAGUAGGACAAGCACGCUUGCGGCUGGUGUCUGCGGGGCCUUGGUCAUCGGAUACUGUAUUUAUUUUGACAGAAAACGACGGAGUGAUCCAAACUUUAAGAAAAGACUGCUUGAACGAAGGAAGAAUCAGAAAGUUGCCAAAGCAAAGACUGGACUUGCCAAGCUUCCUGAUUUGAAGGAUGCUGAAGCAGUGCAGAAGUUCUUCCUGGAGGAGAUCCAGCUGGGAGAGGAACUCCUGGCCCAAGGAGAUUAUGAGAAAGGUGUGGAUCACCUGACCAAUGCCAUUGCAGUGUGUGGGCAGCCUCAGCAGCUUCUGCAGGUGCUGCAGCAGACCCUGCCUCCCCCCGUCUUCCAGAUGCUCCUCACUAAACUCCCCACUAUCAGCCAGCGGAUAGUGAGUGCUCAGAGUUUGGCAGAAGAUGACAUUGAGUGAGAAUUGAAAUGUGAAGUGUGUGUGUGAGUGUGUGAGUGAGAGAGGUGGGACAAAAACAAGAUGGCUGCCCUUGACCUUGCCCUGCCUCCUGUUCCCACUACUUCUGUGGCACUGGCAGCGGUGCAGAUGGCACAGUGCCGCAAGGCCAAGAGGCUGCUCUCUGAUGCGACCAGAGACAUUGAGAUUUCCAUGUCUUUUUUUUUGUUGUUUGUUUGUUUGUUUGUUUGUUUUUUGGUCAUGCAAUUCUAUUGUCUUCGAGAUUUUGGCGAAGAAAUGUAUUUGGCACUUAUGUCUGUUUCUGUGUGUUUUAGUUUUUUCUUUUGUACGCAAAUGGGGUACACAAAAAUCAAUCACCCUAUAAUAUUGGGGACAUUUGAUGACCUUGUCAUAAUCGAAGCAAACACUCUGAAAGCAGAAGCCUUGAUGAACUGACACAUGGGAGGCCAUGUCUCAUUUCCUACCGUGAUCUUCACAAGUGUAUUCCGUAGCCUGCUAUACAGUCAUAGCAACAAGUGUCAUGCUCAGCACACCAGUUUAAUUGAUUUAUCAUUAAUGUAGCAGUUCUUGUUCAUCCAAAUACAGUGCAUUCUUAGCAAAGACAGUUUUUUGGAAACUACCUAUGAGUUGCUUUAGGCCAUAUUGGGUUAAUGUCCAAAACCCAAUUGACGGUAGAAGCUAGGCUACUGACAUUUUGUGAUGCAUUUUAAUCUUAAGACACGGCAAUGUCAACAGUACCAAUAAAACACAUUGGCUUAGGUGAA